UCUCAAAGGGUUACUAUGCAAUUGCGACUGAUUUCUUGUUUUUUUAUCACUUUGAACUUUAUGGAAUACAUUGGCAGCCAGCACGCCUCCAGGGUACGGCGACAGGGAAGAAUGCAUUCUAACGUGAGCCAGGGUUGCCAAGGAGGGUGUGCUACAUGUUCUGACUACAACGGAUGCCUGUCAUGUAAGCCCAGGCUCUUUUUUGUUCUGGAAAGGAUUGGCAUGAAACAGAUUGGAGUAUGUCUUUCCUCGUGUCCAAGCGGAUACUAUGGGACACGGUAUCCGGACAUUAAUAAGUGUGCAAAAUGUAAAGCUGACUGUGAUACCUGCUUCACCAGAAACUUCUGCACAAAGUGUAAAAGUGGGUUUUACUUAUACAGUGGAAAGUGCCUUGAAAAGUGCCCCGAUGGGCUGGAAGCCAACAAUCACACUAUGGAAUGCACUAGCAUUGUGCAUUGUGAAGCUAGUGAGUGGAGUCCAUGGAGCCCUUGCACAAAGAAAGGAAAAACAUGUGGUUUCAAAAGAGGAAAUGAAGUAAGGGUCAGAGAGAUCGUACAGCAUCCGUCAGCAAGGGGCAAUCCUUGCCCAGCUACAAGCGAGAGCAGAAAAUGUAUUGUACAAAGAAAGAGAUGUCAGAAGGAAGGAAAAGGGAAAAAAAAUAGGGAGGAGAAAAGAAAAAAGUCCAACAAAGACGAAAGCAAGGAGACAAGACAGGAAAGCAAAGGGCGAGCAGCCCGAAGACAAAACCGAGAGCAGAGGGAAAACAACAACAAAACUCAGCCGAAGAAAAGAAAAGCCCCAAAUAAAGAACAGAACCCAGCACCCAUCGACACUGCACAUUAAGAGCCCUCCAUGAUUGUUUAAGUCUUAUGAUGCUGCUAUCUCUACCAGAUCGCCCUGACAGGUGCUCCAACCGUUCAGGCCGCAAAUGGACAAUGCUACCAGUUAUUAUUAAACUUUAAACAACAUUCCAAAUACUUCCUAUAUUCUACAAGCAACCAUAGUUUAUUAAAGAGAUUGACAUGAGCCAAGAAAAAAAAUAAAUCUAAAAAUGGGAUACUUUAAAACUGUUAUAUUAUAUGCUUCCAUGCAUCUG
Colius striatus (speckled mousebird) is the source of this 1096-nucleotide messenger RNA. It is a transcript of the gene RSPO3, whose product is annotated as R-spondin 3. The record is from RefSeq and is a predicted model, not a curated record. The transcript has 5 exons. The coding region runs from base 16 to 843 and encodes 275 amino acids. NCBI's taxonomy places the organism in Eukaryota, Metazoa, Chordata, Aves, Coliiformes, Coliidae.